AGCAGAAAAUCGGAAAUCGAAGUAAACCGAUCGUGCCCCGACGACACUCCGUCGCAGUAAUUGUGAUUGUAUCUUGGUCUGGUUCGUCUGAUUGAAGAAUUGAAACUCUUCGUUCAAAGUUCCAUCCAUAACAACAAUCUGGCACUGGUCGAGUACCGGAAUUGGAGAGAUGAGAACCAAAACCCUCGUGCGUAGGCCAAAGUUGUGCAGAUCGCCUCUUCUUGUCAAACCCCUCUCCACACGACUUCCUGUUCUUGAAAUGAGUAAUGAUAAUGGAGAAGAUGCAAGUGGGAGUGGGAGCAAGAGUGAAGAAGGUGAACGGUUAACUGUGAAUUCUCAUGAUGAGAUGGAUGGUCGAGGGGGAAGCGGUGAUAAUUUAGGUCCAUCUAGAGUUUCUAUGGAUGGAGAUUGGUUUGAGGGAGAGACAUGUAUCAAAUGCGAUGAGGUAGGCCAAAUGUUGGUUUGUAGUGUUAGUGACUGUCCCGUUGCUGUUCACGAGAAGUGCUUGCCUUUCAAACCUAGAUUAGAUGAUGUGGGAAACUUCCGCUGCCCCUAUUGUUGGUUCAAACAGGCAGUAGAAAAGAAACAGGAGUUAAGGAAGGAGGUUAUGCUCGCGAAGAAGGCUUUGUCCGACUUUAUAAAUUUCAAAGUUGUGGAGGAUGACCAGGAAAAUAUGAAGGAUGGGAAAGCUAAAGAGAAUGGUGUAAAUAUGUCACCACUGGAUUGCUGUGACCAUGAGAGAGGUGUUGAAGAUGAAGAGCGAGCAGAGCCUUCAAAUACUUGCUGUAUUGAAGAAGAUAUACUUGUGAAUGUUUCACUUCAUAUGCCAACAGAAGGAACAGUGACAGCUGAUAUGUCCAAAGACAAGCAAGCCACAAUGGAGAAAGAAGAACAAGCACAUCCGGAAGCUGCAGAAAAUACCGUUUUAACUUCUAAAGACAGUGGUCUGAAGAUGCCUGCACCUGCAGAUGAUAGUGACAUGUCUGAAGCAUCUGAUUCAGACACUCAGGCCCCUUUGGAACAGGGGACACUGACCAAACAGAGAAGUAAAAUGAAAGUAGGUGGCAAGAAUGUUGAUCCUUCAAAGAAAUCAUCGCCUCAGAUACGUAAGACACUGGAGAGAAGAGCUAAAAAUCAAAGUAAGAAAGAAAUUACCUACAAAGAGCCAGGAAAAUCCCCAGAAUCUUCUUAUCAAAUUAAUGUGUAUAAUGAAAAGCGUAAGAGAGCACGUUGGACACAGGAGGAGGAAGACAUAUUAACGGAAGGAGUGCAGAAAUUUUCAUCCAACGUGAACGUAAAUUUUCCUUGGAGGAAAGUCUUGGAAUUUGGUCAUGGUGUUUUUAAUUCAAAUCGUACUUCUACUGAUCUCAAAGACAAAUGGAGGAAGAUUUUAGCCAAAGGAUCCGCAGAAGGCAAGAACGCGUUACUAUGAAUGAUGACGUAAUGAAGUCGCAAGAAGAUAAAUUUCCCAGAGAAGUCCGAGGCUGUUGCCUCCCGGCUCCGGACAAUAAUAGAGUUCCAAUAUGUAAUCCUGCGGUGGCACAAAUUCCUCCACUUCGACCAGAGCCAGCCGGAUCAUUAUGAAAUGGAACUAUAAUAUAUAUUAGACCUAGCAUGAUCCAGCUCCAAGGAGAGUAUGUUAAAUACUGUGUAUUUGUUUCUUUGUAGCUACAUGUUCAGAUCAUAUCAUAAAGUCUAUACACCCACACACACACAGCACAGCACACCUAUCCGAUGGCAUCAACCCAAGCCAAGGCAAGGAACACAUAUCUUGUGAUAAUAUUUUGAAGUUUAUAAACAUGUACUCUGUUAUGAAUAAAUGUCAACUGAAGCUUUCUUUA
This is a messenger RNA of Tripterygium wilfordii, 1841 nucleotides long. RefSeq lists its product as uncharacterized. The transcript is spliced from 5 exons. The record is from RefSeq and is a predicted model, not a curated record. Bases 170 to 1432 code for a protein of 420 amino acids. NCBI's taxonomy places the organism in Eukaryota, Viridiplantae, Streptophyta, Magnoliopsida, Celastrales, Celastraceae.